Messenger RNA from Thunnus maccoyii (southern bluefin tuna), 4503 nucleotides. It is a transcript of the gene sec31a, whose product is annotated as SEC31 homolog A, COPII coat complex component. Gene Ontology annotation, molecular function: structural molecule activity; protein binding. NCBI's taxonomy places the organism in Eukaryota, Metazoa, Chordata, Actinopteri, Scombriformes, Scombridae. The transcript is spliced from 29 exons. The record is from RefSeq and is a predicted model, not a curated record. Bases 268 to 4494 code for a protein of 1408 amino acids. Gene Ontology annotation, cellular component: COPII vesicle coat; endoplasmic reticulum exit site. Gene Ontology annotation, biological process: endoplasmic reticulum organization; COPII-coated vesicle cargo loading; intracellular protein transport.
ACGGCCUCCGGAAGUUGUUGUUCUUCUUCGUGGGAGGAGGCGUGUGUUGCUUAGUGCCACGUUGAUGGAGCCCAGUGGGGACGUGGAGAUCCGACUGGAGUCUGCAGCCGGGGACCGGUAACCUCCUUUCUGCUUCUACAGACGUUAAUCCUGCGAGCAGAACCGAAACGGGAACUUGUUCUGGGCGGAGGACUGUUUGUUAUUUGUUUGUCACCUAUUUUUUUAUGUGUGCGUUCAUGUAAGAAGCAGCAGCAGAAGAAAGGAAGGAUGAAACUUAAAGAGAUCAAGCGUACAUCCAUCCAGAGCUGGAGUCCUGCACAGCACCACCCCAUCUACCUGGCAACAGGAACAUCAGCCCAGCAGCUGGACGCCUCCUUCAGCACUAAUGCCUCCUUGGAGUUUUUCGAGCUGGAUUUAGCUGAACCAUCACUGGACAUGAAAUCAUGUGGCAGCUUGUCCACCUCUCACAGAUACCACAAACUGGUUUGGGCUCCUUAUGGAAUGGACAACCAAAGUCACCCAUCCGGGGUCCUCAUCGCAGGAGGCGAGAACGGCAACGUCAUCCUGUACGACCCUGCGAAGAUCAUGGCGGGAGAGAGUGACGUCAUCAUCGCCGAGAGCGAUCGGCACACGGGACCAGUGAGAGCGCUCGAUGUCAACCCGUUCCAGACAAACCUGGUUGCAUCAGGCGGGAAUGAGUCUGAAAUCUAUAUCUGGGAUAUGAAUAACUUCGGCUCUCCAAUGACACCGGGACCUAAAACUCAGCCUCUGGAGGACAUCAGCUGUGUGUCGUGGAACAGACAGGUGCAACACAUCCUGGCGUCUGCCAGCCCCAGCGGCCGAGCCUCAGUGUGGGACCUCCGCAAGAACGACCUCAUUAUUAAAGUCAGCGACCACAGCAACAGAAUGCAUUGCUCCGGACUGGCUUGGAACCCAGAAGUGGCCACUCAGCUGGUCUUGUCCUCCGAGGACGAUCGGAUGCCGGUCAUCCAGAUGUGGGAUUUACGUUUUGCUACCUCUCCUCUCAAGAUUUUAGAGAAUCAUACACGGGGUGUCCUGUCCAUCGCCUGGAGUUUGGCUGAUCCCGAGCUGCUUCUGAGUUGCGGGAAGGACAACAGGAUACUGUGCUGGAAUCCAAACACAGCAGAGGUGCUGUACGAGUUGCCCACCAGCAGCCAGUGGUGCUUCGACAUCCAGUGGUGCCCCAGGAACCCCGCCGUGCUGUCGGCCGCGAGCUUCGACGGAUACAUCGACAUCUAUUCCAUCAUGGGAGGCAGCAACCAGGCGCAGAGCCAGAGACAGGCCGACCAGAUUAGUAACUCGUUCGGGAACAUGGAUCCUUUCGGGACGGGACAAACGUUGCCGCCGCUGCAGCUGCCUCAGACCGCUGCUCCUCCAGCGACAGUCAACCCCCUUAAGAAGCCCCCCAAGUGGAUCCGCAGACCCGUAGGAGCAUCGUUCGCCUUCGGCGGGAAGCUGGUAUCUCUGGAGAACACAAAGCCGAACCCUCAGCAGCCUCAGCAGCCCGCUUCACACGUCGUACACGUCAGCCAGGUCGUUACGGAAACGGCCUUUUUGAAGCGAUCCGAUCAGCUGCAGGCCACCCUGAGCGCUGGCAGCUUCGUGGAUUUCUGCCAGGAGAAGGUUGACGCGGCCGAAAAUGAGUUUGAAAGGACGGUUUGGUCUUUCCUCAAGGCUAAUUUUGAAAGUGAUAUCCGCAGCAAGUUCCUGGAACUUCUGGGCUACAACAAAGAGGAGCUAGCUUUAAAGAUUUCAGCAGCACUAGAGGAAAAACCUGCUGAUCCUCCAAAGGUGGACGUGCCUGCUCCAGCUAGCGUGCAGCCUGUUGCAGAUCUUCCGCCUGUCGACACUCCAGAGGCAGCGUUCGACAUGAUUGCCGCUGCGAACCUUCAGCCAGCCGCCACGCUCGAACUGGACUCCUCCGCUCCUGACCCCGACACCGAGGAGCCAGCUGCAGCGGAUCCAGAGGAUGCUCUUACUGGUGAACCAGAGGCAAAUGUGGACCAGGUUCUCCCAGAGGAGGCUGAGGAGAAGGCUGAGGAGGAUGUUGAGGUGGAGGCUGAGGAGGAUGUUGAGGUGGAGGCUGUGGAGGAGGUUGAGGAGAAGGCUGAGGAGGAGGCUAAGGUGGAGGAGGAGGAGAUCCCCCUGGAAGAGGAGACGGCAGCACCGGUGGAGGAGGAGCUCAUUCCUGCUGAGAGCGCGGCUCCAGUCGUGGAGCCCGCUGAGGUUCCAGCUCCUGCUCCAGCUCCAGCUCCUGCUCCAGCUCCUGCUCCAGCUCCUGCAGAAGGAGUCAGUCUCAGCAUCAGUCAAGAUGUGGACGGACUGAUCACACAAGCUCUGCUGACCGGAGACUUUGAGGGAGCCGUGGAGCUCUGUCUCCAUGACAACCGUAUGGCAGACAGCAUCAUCCUGGCCAUCGCCGGCGGGGCCGACCUCUUGGAGAGAACCCAGAAGAAGUAUUUCACAAAAACACACAGCAAGAUUACCAAGCUGAUCAGUGCAGUGGUGAUGAAGGACUGGCACGACAUCCUGAAGACGUGCGAGCUGCAGAACUGGAAGGAGGCUCUGGCUGCCGUCAUGACCUAUGCUCAGCCUGAGGAGUUCUCUUCUCUCUGUGACCUUCUCGGGGGCAGACUGGAGGCAGCGCAGGAGGCCCAGCUUCAAGCUCAGGCCUGUCUGUGUUACAUCUGUGCCGGUAACGUGGAGAAACUCGUGUCUUGCUGGACCAGAGCGCAGGACGGACACUGUCCACUCUCUCUGCAGGACCUGGUGGAGAAGGUGGUGGUGAUGCGUCGUGCGGUCGAGCUGACUCAGCGCUCUGGUCCCGCUGCUAUCGGCAUCCUGCUGGCUGAGAAGAUGAGCCAGUACGCCAACUUACUGGCCUCCCAGGGCAGCCUGUCCACCGCCAUCACCUACCUGCCUGACAACACCAACCAGGUCGCCGUGCAGCAGCUUCGCGACCGACUCAGUCGGGCUCUCGGGCAGCAGCAGGCGGCGGCGGCGGUCGCUCCUGCAGCUCCGGUUCAGACCCCGAGAGCUCAGACUCGGAUGCCGGCUCCUCAGGCUCAGCACGUCUCAACUCCUCUGCCCCGGCACCCGUUCACUCCGGUCCAGCCUGCCAUGGUGCCUCGGCCCAGCGUAGCACCUCCAGCUCCAAUGCCUACACCUGCCUCCGCACCAGCGCAACCACAGCCGCAGUAUUACCAACCAGUGAGGGCUGCCUCCACUGUCACCUCCUGGAGUAACCAAACUCCCACAGCCCUCCCCAAUGUUCCUCCUCCUCCGCAAGUAGGCACCGCCUCAGACCAGCAGGUGGAGCCUUCAAGCCCCUAUGGGCUGCCAGCCUCUGGCCCAGCUACUGCUCCUCCUCCAGCCUCCACCACUCCUGCCUACAUGUACUCCCAUCAGUACCAGCCCUACCCCCAGGUCAACCAAUACCCACCUGGAGCUGGGGGGGCACCUAUCUAUAACCCUCUUCAAUACUCUUCUGCUGCUCCACCUCCCGCUGAGCCCCCCGGCUUUCUCUCUCAGUACACGCAGCCCGUCCCCUCUCAGUCAGCACCCUUCUAUCCCGGGCAACCUCCUAUCAGCCAGUGCCUUUCCUCCUCUCUUCCCUCCAAUCGUCCUUUCUUUCCGACCGCCCCUUCCUCUUCCUCCUCCUUUGUUGCUCCUCCCUCCUCCUCCGGAGCGUCUUUCCAGCAUGGCGGGCCAGGAUCUCCUGUGUCGUACAUGCCGCCGCCGCCUCCACCGAGCGGAGUCUCAGGGCCUCAGAAUGGCUGGAACGACCCUCCAGCUCUGAGCAGACCACUAAAAAAGAAGCAGGUUCCAGCGCAGUACACCCCACCUGCCCCCAUCACUGCUCCCAUCAUGGCUCCACUGGGAGGUGACCCUCAGGCCCAGCCGGUGUCCUCUGGGGCCCCUCAGGCCAUGGUCCAGGGCCCGCAAGGGGUCCAGGGCCCGCACGGUGUCCAGGCCCCCUACUCAGGCAUGCACCAGCAGCAGCAGCAGCAGCAGCAGCUCCCCCCACAAACUAUGAACCCGGUAAUGCCCAAGACCAGUAUGGAGGGUGCACCAGGAGCACCUACAGGAGACGUCAUUCAGCCUCUGCAGUCCAUCCCUGCUGAGAAGAUCAUGAAGAAGCCUAUCCCUGACGAGCACCUGGUCCUGAAGACCACGUUCGAGGGUCUCAUCCAGAAGUGUUUGGCUGUAGCUACCGACCCUCAAACCAAGAGGAAGCUCGAUGAUGCCAACAAACGUUUGGAGGCGCUCUACGACAAACUCAGAGAGCAGACGCUCUCUCCCGCCAUCGUCGGAGGACUGCAUAACAUAGCCAGGAGUAUAGAGUCUCGAUCCUACACGGAGGGCCUCAACAUCCACACUCACAUCGUCAGUAGCAGCAACUUCAGCGAGACGUCGGCUUUUAUGCCCGUGCUCAAGGUGGUGCUGACACAAGCCAACAAACUCGGGGUCUGAGCAGAAAGA